AUGGAAAAAUUCGCUUGGUUACUUAUUUUCGGCGCCGGAGCUGCUCAGUCCUUGAAUUCAGCCAUGCGCCUUUUUGUCCGUGAUCCUUCGUGUUUCUCCCACCUGUUUCAUGCUGACAACCUAGAUGAUUUAAAGUCGAAAGUCUUUACUAAAUUGGGUAUUCCUGAAUCAAAUCAAUGCCUUUACUACUGUGGACGCGAGCUCAAACAUGAAGAUCCUGUCUGCGAUUGGCUCCAGGAUUACGCUUCUCUUGAUCUAAACGUCGAACUCCUCGGUGGCGGCAAAAAAAGGAAGAAGAAGGCCUACACAACACCAAAAAAGAUUAAGCAUAAGAGAAGGAAGAUCAAGAUGGCAACCCUCAAAUUUUACAAGGUCGAGAGCAACGGAAAAGUCGUUCGACUUCGUAAGGAGUGUCCUAACAAGAGCUGCGGCAGUGGUGUUUUCAUGGCUAGUCAUUUUGAUAGAAUGUACUGCGGCAAAUGUUCCUUAACUUUUAUGAUUAAUAAGUGA
Protopolystoma xenopodis is the source of this 510-nucleotide messenger RNA. NCBI's taxonomy places the organism in Eukaryota, Metazoa, Platyhelminthes, Monogenea, Polystomatidea, Polystomatidae. The record is from the annotation of a GenBank genome assembly.